Molecule: messenger RNA, 1575 nt
Organism: Plodia interpunctella (Indianmeal moth)
Lineage: Eukaryota; Metazoa; Arthropoda; Insecta; Lepidoptera; Pyralidae
Gene: l(2)37Cd
Product: lethal (2) 37Cd
Exons: 8
Coding region: 264-1475 (403 amino acids)
Biological process (GO): transcription initiation at RNA polymerase III promoter
Cellular component (GO): transcription factor TFIIIC complex
Molecular function (GO): RNA polymerase III type 1 promoter sequence-specific DNA binding; RNA polymerase III type 2 promoter sequence-specific DNA binding
Source: RefSeq, a predicted model, not a curated record
UAGCCUCGUAGCUACAAUGUUUUGGUGUUGUUUUUUAAUAGUCUUAUAUAUUUGUUUCGUGUAAUAUCCAGUUUUUAAAUCCUAGAAACAAUUAUGCAAUCAAAUCGACCUCUAGUGUGUGUUAAAUUUCCAGGAGUAGUUAAAAAUGAAGAAAAAGCAAUACAGUGUUUAGGUGGAAUCAGGAAUAUUUCAGAGGUACCUAAGUCUAUUCUGAAACCACCAAAAAGCGUUUAGAAAUAUCAUUUCAACCGAAGAACCCAUACAUGAAAAAGAUGUAUGCAGAUGCAUUUAAGACUGCAGGAAUCCUUAUAAAAGUCAAAGUAAAGAGAACAAAAGUAAAUAAUGAGGAGAAGAGAGAAGUUAUUUUUACAUCUGUUAUGGGGCGUGUGAGCCAGAUGUACCAAUUUGACUCCAUGUGUGACUUCCAGUAUUUGCCAUUUGAAAAUACAGGUGAUUCAAACAGACAAUGCAUAUUAGAAAAACUAUUGCCCUCAGGAUUGGAGCCGCAUAGUUUUCUAAAUGAACCGGGUCCACUUUUCAUCCUACCUCCAAACUUCACUCGGUCAGACAAGCCGAUGCCCUAUCUGUAUACAUUUAAGAAAUAUACAGGACGUAAGGAUGACCAGGAUCCUGACGAUGUCCACCAUCGCAAGCGAGGCAACCGUGGCUUACCCGAGAAAUUGUUUAAUUUCAACCUAGUGGAUGAACUGGAUACAGAGCCACACCCCUAUUAUGUAAAACAAAAAGAAGAGCGCCAGAGAGUUUAUCCAACUCUAGAAAAUGAGUAUGCUGUUGUUGAAAAGCUUUUCAAAGAAAAACCAAUUUGGACAAUUGGCCUAUUAAGAUACGAAACAAAGAUACGUAAGCCGUCAUUGAGGAUAAUAUUGCCAUGCCUGGCGAUACAGAUGAAAGACGGCCCUUGGAAGAUGUGCUGGGUGAGGUAUGGGUAUGACCCGCGGAAGAAUCCGGAGGCUCGCAUCUAUCAAACACUGGACUUCAGGCUGCGGAAUACACCUGGUAUUCGCUCGUUGGUACUGACCCGGGACAGAGCGGUGCACAAGCUGAAGAAGGCAGAGAGGGCGCGGCCGCUGAAGAGGCGUGACAACCAAGACGAGCCCGCGCCGGACGAUUUAGUGGUCGAAGGAGCCGUGUACUUCCGUCCGGGGAUUGUCCCUUCGCAGCGGCAGAUAUAUUAUCAGUACUGCAACAUCAAACUGCCGGAAGUACAAGAGCUGCUGGCUGCGGAGCCCCCGCCCGGGUACCUAUGCCACCCGAAGCGCGGCUGGCUGCCCCCGAACACUGACGAAGUUGUUCGCGAUCAUCUGUACAAAUACGUGCAGGAGACAUUGAAGUCGACCUACAAUUCCGAGUUGAAGUUUGAGCAAGAGAGCAGCGAUGACGACAAUUCUGAUGACGACGCGAGCGCAGCAGCAGCGGACUACGCCGACGAAGCUGGCCGAAGUCAAACAAACUAACAUGCCAUUAACAACCUUAUAAUAUUAAGAAUUAAAUGUGCGUUUCCGCUAAUGAAACUGUUGUUGUGUUUAUAUAAUAAAAUAUAUAAAAAAAUUUUUU